UUCAAGGUGAGCGCACGUCUCUUCGAUUCGCAAAUCACCCUUCCAUAAAACCCGUUACAAGACGACCGAAAAAUAUGGUUUCGUUGCUGGGGUUAGUACCCGAAGAACUAGAGAAGACACAAUUGGAAGAUAUCAAUAGGAAAUUGUCUAUUGCACAUAGUGUGGUUCAAGCCUGCAAGGAGGAAGCUGAAAACCAAAGGUCAACAUCGUUCGAUAAUGUACAUGAAAGAGUCAUUUGCUACACCAAAGCUGACUUUCAUGUUAUACACAGGUCAAAGCGAAUAAUACGGCCAAAAAUAACAUAUACCGAACCAGCGAAAAUGAAUAUUUUUUUACUGUUUAAACCAGAAAUUUACGAAGACCUGCGCGCAGUGUAUGUAGAUACAUAUUUAAACAAAAACCAGAUUCCUACGAAGCACACAUUUGAAUCACUCUUUAGGAAGCAUAGGAAGAAGAUUGUUCGUAAUUUAAAUGAUCACGGAUUCACAUGGAUCAAAAUACCGGGCACUUCGAAAAGCUUGCUAGUGGAAAAUCCAUCCCAAGUACGUUUGAAAUGCGAAUAUUUCUCUAAAAUUACGCAAUAUAGGGCUGAAGGAAGAGAUAUUGUAUAUUUAGAAGAAAGAAAUUGCAGCAAAAAAUCCACUCUUUCCGAAGAGUAUACGUACAAUUGUGUGGAUGACGAUACGUCUACAUCCUUGUAUUCAAUUGCAGGCAACAAAGAUGGGCCACUCCACAUAUCUUUCUAUUCGUCAGCAAGCGUCCUACAGUCAAUGCGCCAGUUCUUUCUGGACGUGAUUUUGACGAAAGUAACGAAGCCUACAGUAUUUGUUCUGGGCGAAAAAUAUUAUCAUGAAAAGAACAAGUGUCCUCUACCGACAUUGAGUAGCACUAGAGCUGCGAUGUCGGAUUUUCUGACAAGGAAUAAUAUACCCCACGACGUGAACGCGCCUAAGGCUGAACUGUACUUUCUUAUACAAAAAUGCAAGGACACUUGUGAGACAGAAUUUUACACCCUGGACGAUUUAGCCAGGAGCUACGGUCACGUUAUCCUACGCCGACCACAUGUUUUGAAUUCAUUGUGCUUCUUCUCAGACUUCGGUAAACGUGUAAGGGACUUCAUCGUAACUAACAGAAAAAACGCGAAAAACCUGACAACGCGUAAACUUGACACGCUGACAGUUUUAAAAACAAUUCCAAUGGAAGACUGGCAGAUAACCGAGUGGAACAUAAUUGAACGGGAGAAUCAGAUGUACACAGAAGACGUGAAGAUAGAAGAAAUAGUUGACAAGUUUCUUAUGAUGGCGAAUGAUGGGCUUGUGACUCAAAGCGACCUUCUUCAGCAAAAACUAGACGAAGUAGGAACAGGCUGUUCUUCUAUAGAUAAAAUUGUAUUUUAAAUAGUGCUGUGUAUAUCUACACAGCACUAUUUAAAUUUGUGAUUGA
Pectinophora gossypiella (pink bollworm) is the source of this 1443-nucleotide messenger RNA. RefSeq lists its product as uncharacterized. Lineage: Eukaryota; Metazoa; Arthropoda; Insecta; Lepidoptera; Gelechiidae. The transcript has 2 exons. The record is from RefSeq and is a predicted model, not a curated record. The coding region runs from base 75 to 1397 and encodes 440 amino acids.